AUGGAGAAAGUCAAAAGAUCUAGGUUUGCUCAGUGGGCGAACAAGCUCGCUGUGGAGAAUGAUCAAAAUCUGACUACCGCGCAGCUCAUGCUUUACAACCAUGACUUGAAGCCAGUCGAACACGAACGGAGGCAAUGGGGGGCCUGGAAUUUUGUAGGAUUCUGGAUUGCCGACUCGUUCAACAUCAACACAUGGAUGAUCAGUGGCAGCAAUAUUGCGGAUGGACUGUCAUGGUGGCAGAGCUGGAUCUGCGUGUGGCUCGGCUACUCUAUCGCCGCCUGCUUCGUAUGCCUCACAGGCCGGAUCGGUGCCACGUAUCACAUCUCCUUCCCGGUGGUCAGUCGCUCAUCCUUUGGGAUCUGGGGUGCGCUAUGGCCUGUCUUCAAUCGAGCAGCCAUGGCCUGUAUCUGGUACGGAGUGCAAGGAUGGAUUGGUGGAACCUGUGUCUACCUGAUGAUCCGCAGCAUCUGGAACGAUUGGCGCGAUGAUACUGGCGACGGUGGCAUCAAAAACGGCAUUCCCAACUCAGGUACCAACACCGUUGCUUUUGUUUCGUUCUUCCUCUUUUGGGCCGGCUCGCUCCCCGCUCUGUGGUUUCCAGUGCACAAAAUUCGCCAUCUCUUCACGGUCAAGGCCUUCUUCGUGCCCGCUGCAGGCGUUGCCUUCUUCAUCUGGGCUGUUGUCCGCGCAAAGGGUAUCGGUCCAAUCGUACAUCAGCCAGGAGAAAAGCAUGGCUCCGCCCUCGCUUGGUUGAUGAUCAGGGGAAUAAUGUCUGCCAUAGCAAACUUCGCAACCCUCAUCGCCAACGACCCGGAUUUCGCACGUUUCGCCCGCAAACCAAGCGACGCAUUUUUGCCCCAGCUCAUCACUAUUCCUGUCGGCUUCGCUAUUACUAGCUUCAUCGGCAUCAUUGUCUCUUCUUCUUCCACCGUCAUUUUCGGCGGCCAGCCCAUCUGGAACCCGCUCGACCUCCUCGAGAGCUUCCUCAACGAAAACGGCGGCUCCGCCCAGCGCUUCGGCGUCUUCCUCAUCGCCGCGGCCUUCACCCUUGCCCAACUCGGCACUAAUAUCGCCGCCAACUCCGUCUCCGCAGGCACAGAUAUGACAGCUCUGGCGCCCCGCUGGCUCACCAUCCGCCGCGGCAGCUACGUUUGUGCGCUCGUCGGCCUCGUCAUGUGCCCCUGGCACCUCCUCUCCAGCAGCAACAACUUCACCACGUACCUCUCCGCGUACUCCGUCUUCCUGUCGUCCAUCGCCGGCGUCAUGGUGUGCGACUACUACAUCGUGCGCAAGGGCUACCUCCAGAUCCACGACCUGUACUCCGGCAAGAAAACCGCGCCAUACUACUUCACGUACGGAGUCCACUGGCGCGCGUACGCGGCGUACAUCGCGGGCAUCGCUAUCAAUGUUGUUGGCUUUGCGGGUGCAAUCGGCCGCGAGGUCCCCGUUGCCGCGCAGCACAUUUACGACUUGAACUAUUUUUGCGGGUUUGGUGUUGCAGCGGUGGUGUACUGGAGUUUGUGCAAGAUGUCGCCGAUCCCGGCGACGAGCCAUACAUGGCUGGAGGUUGGGGACUUGAUUAGCGAUGAUUUCAAUGCAAAUGCUAGUGAUGAGGAGGGGCGGUAUGAUGAAGAGACCAUGGCGGGUGGCAGUGGGAAGGACGCGCUGAGGAAAAAGAUAUUCAGCGAGGAUAAGAACUGA
Messenger RNA from Paraphaeosphaeria sporulosa, 1701 nucleotides. Its product is annotated as uracil permease. Gene Ontology annotation, cellular component: plasma membrane. Lineage: Eukaryota; Fungi; Ascomycota; Dothideomycetes; Pleosporales; Didymosphaeriaceae. Gene Ontology annotation, molecular function: nucleobase transmembrane transporter activity. The coding region runs from base 1 to 1701 and encodes 566 amino acids. The transcript is spliced from 2 exons. Gene Ontology annotation, biological process: transmembrane transport; nucleobase transport. The record is from RefSeq and is a predicted model, not a curated record.